AUGCAGAGCGACAAUUUGAAAAAGGAGACGGAUAUCUUGCGGAAUAUUACUCAAGCGAGUAAUGCUAUUCGCCGCAAACACAAAAUGAUAAAAUUGGGUAGGGAGACCACUGAAAGAGCUAUGAGUGAAGUGUUUAAACCAGUGAUAACUCCUCUCGAGAAACUGGUGGAUCAAUCGGUAAUGAAGGAACCUUUACAUAAGAUAAAGAAAGAGAAGACAUUUAGUGCUCCUAUACGGAUGAAGAAGGAUGAGGAUGAUGAUGAUGAUUCUGAAUAUAAAACUCUGGUAGAUUUCCCAUUCAGCAUGGAAGAAGCACAUUCGAGUACCCCCAUGAGGAAGAUAUCACCAAUAAAAGCCAUGACUCCAACUGAUCGUAUUUUAUCAAUUAAGCUGGAAUCUCCUACAGCCUCGCAGAAACAUCUCGAGAUGUAUUUGAAUCGUUAUAAUACAGAGCGCGAAGAUAGCGAUCUGGAUAAGGAAUUUGGUGUUCGUCGGCUGCAAGAGGGUAUGAAGAUUGGCGACUCUUUGGUCACGUUCCAUGGCGAUUCAAUGACACUCAAGGGUGAAAAAUACACAUUAACACCCGGUUUAAUCGAAUUGAUCUUUCAGAAAUCACCUAACAUGAGUCUCAUAACUGAAACUGAUAAGCAUACCUACGGUAAUAUCAUACAAAGUACGAAUGCGUACCGAAAGUACUAUAAACCAAAUGGAGCUCUUCGAACAAGUACUAUGAUGAAAUAUCAUAGCAUCAUUGAAGAUAUCAUCAAAUCCAAGAAAACUGGAAUGGCCCUCCCUCAUUAUAUGAUCGCAUCAGCGAAACCCAGGAAAAUGGAUUAUGUGUACUGGGACAAUCCUAAUGAGCUGGUGGAUAGACUCCGACUGCUCAUGGCGUCACAGUCAGCUGGAAAUAUGAGUCACACCAAUGAAAUUAUGUCAAUAAUUGAGGAAUUGCGUGAAGCUAAUAUUAUUUAUUAA
Molecule: messenger RNA, 975 nt
Organism: Diachasma alloeum
Lineage: Eukaryota; Metazoa; Arthropoda; Insecta; Hymenoptera; Braconidae
Exons: 1
Coding region: 1-975 (324 amino acids)
Source: RefSeq, a predicted model, not a curated record